GCCCCGGGCCGUCACGUGGGGCUGGCGGGCCCGGGCUAGCGCGCGGCGUUCCGGUUCCGGGCGCGGCGGGGUCGCCAUGGCGAGCAACGCCGCCAGCCUGAACGCCGUGAGGGAGACCAUGGACGUUCUGUUUGAGAUUUCGAGAAUAUUAAACACUGGCUUGGAUAUGGAGACAUUGUCUAUUUGUGUGCGGCUUUGUGAACAAGGGAUAAAUCCAGAAGCCCUGUCUUCUGUUAUCAAAGAACUGCGCAAGGCUACAGAAGCUCUAAAGGCUGCUGAAAAUAUGACAGGCUGAUAUGGGAGAAGAUCUCUGUAUGAGAAGAAUGUCAAGUUAAACUUACCUGGAGCUCUGAAGAUUGGCACUGUUAAGAAAAAAAAUGAAAUAAGUGUAUGUGAAGGUUUCAGAGUACUUCUGUAAUACUUUUCAAAAGAAUGGUGUAUGUAAAAAGUUUUUUAAAAGUUCAUCAGUAAUAUUAUUGGUAUUUUGUGAACUGUUCGUGAACAUAGUGCAAUUGUUUUUCUUUGGCAUCCUGUACAUUUAAAAUCAUGCCAGAUAUUGUACAUUUGUUGAAUUUAUUAGUGUAUACCAACAAACUUUGUUAGAAUGAGUGUAGUUUUGUUAAUGCAUCCUUUAGAAGUGGUAGUAUAUAAUGGGUUUUAUCUUUUGCUUUGGUGAAAAGCUACAUGUGCAAUUUUAGUCUUGCUUUAUGGUCCAGAUAGGAAUGAAGCCCAUAAUGACUUUAUUUUAGAGCAAGGGCAGUAACUUAAGUCUCAAGCUGAAGGUAAUAAAUAAAGCAUUUUUUUAAUAAUGUA
Messenger RNA from Haemorhous mexicanus (house finch), 813 nucleotides. RefSeq names its product mitotic spindle organizing protein 1 (gene MZT1). The record is from RefSeq and is a predicted model, not a curated record. Lineage: Eukaryota; Metazoa; Chordata; Aves; Passeriformes; Fringillidae. Bases 77 to 295 code for a protein of 72 amino acids. Gene Ontology annotation, biological process: mitotic spindle assembly; gamma-tubulin complex localization; microtubule nucleation by interphase microtubule organizing center. Gene Ontology annotation, cellular component: interphase microtubule organizing center; centrosome; spindle. The transcript has 3 exons.